AUGGUAAAGCGACGCAACGAGGACGGUCAGAUGCGGCGUGAGGAAUACGAAGCUGCAUAUGACGACGAUAAUGUGAAUGCCGAGUCUUGUGAGACUGGAUUUCAACGUGCGAGUGAAGACUCGAUCAGCAAACGCAAAAUUGUCAAGGCACGAGACCGGAACCACCCGCCUGUUGUGACCAAAGAGCCCGAGGCGGUGGAAAUUGAAGAUAACGUCAUUAAAAGCAACCCAUUUGGAGGUUUUCAGGGACUCACGACUGCGAAAUCUGCUGUGUCUAAGCCAUUGGAUGAAGUUUCAGGGCUUAGUGGGGUAGUUCAUUCUGACAAGGAGAAGACGAGCAGUGGAACAAGUGCAGCGUCUUUCAAGUCGUAUCAGGAAGCGAUGGAAACACUUAAUAAGGAGUUUCUGGCUUUUGUGACUGGUCAAUUACAGAAGAAUCCAAGUGUGAGCUGGAUGGCAGCAGUUCAGGAUUACGUGAAAUACGCGGCAGAGAUUGCCACCAAGUACGCUUCUACCAGACCUAUUCCAAUCAAUGAGACUAAACAAGUGAAAGCGGUGCCAGCACCGUUUUCGUUUGGUGCAACAUCGGCUUCCGCUCCUACCGCAAGUGUAGCCACCGCUCCAUCGAGCUCGUUUGAUGGCAGCAACGCUAAAGCCAAAAAGAAGGAUGAGACUCCAGCUAGCAGUGGAUUUUCGUUUGGUGCCGCCGUCAAGAAGAAGAAUGAUGAAUCUAUAAAACCCGCCUCGAAAGGAUUUUUGUUUGGUGGCGCUGGUAGCUCGUUGUUUUCUAGCAAACCUUCGGAUGAAGAGGAGAAGACUACUCCUGCGUUCUCGUUUGAAGCUCUGUCCAAGCCAGUGGCACCUGCAGCCUCCUCUACUCCUGCUACUGGAGGUUUUUCGUUUGGCAACGCACCUGCUACAAAGAGCAUUGCGCCAGCAUCGAGUGGUGGAUCCAGCUUUGGGGUUUCAGCUUCAGCAGAUCCAACAUCUACCUCGACGACUGCCAAGGACCAAAGUGAAGAAAACAUUGGACGCGAGGAAGCUACUGUCAUUAUCAAGGCUGAUUCUUCCGAUGACGAUUGCACUUUUGAAGCUGACAAGGCUAAGGUUUUUGAAUUCAAGAAGGACGAGAAGCGUUGGGCCGACAAAGGCGUGCACCGUCUAAAGGUGCUCGUUAGCAAGGACACAAAGAGUGGGCGAAUUCUGGUUCGCAACGAGAUUGGCAAAGUCGUGCUGAACUCAGCGCUGUACAAGGGUAUGGCUAUACGUCCACAGGAGACAAAGGGCAAGAAGACGGGCGUGACACUGGCGCUGCAGAUGGACGACGAGUUGACGCAAUUCCUGAUUAAAGUGAACGCUACGCGAGUAGACGAAUUUAUCAAGGCUCUGGAAUCUGCUGCUGGUUCGUCAUAG
This is a messenger RNA of Peronospora farinosa, 1413 nucleotides long. Lineage: Eukaryota; Oomycota; Peronosporomycetes; Peronosporales; Peronosporaceae. The record is from the annotation of a GenBank genome assembly.